This is a messenger RNA of Salvelinus fontinalis (brook trout), 2781 nucleotides long. Its product is annotated as trichohyalin-like. Bases 319 to 2781 code for a protein of 820 amino acids. NCBI's taxonomy places the organism in Eukaryota, Metazoa, Chordata, Actinopteri, Salmoniformes, Salmonidae. The record is from RefSeq and is a predicted model, not a curated record. The transcript is spliced from 2 exons.
CCCUAACUGAAUGGGCAAGCUAGUUGUGUGUUUGUAUUUGUACACAUUUUGGACAUAAUUGAUUCCAUAAAAUGUCUCGUAAUUUUUUCAAACCAUGUCAAUACAUUAAUUGACAAUGAAUUGUCCAGAUGAAUUGAUCAAAAUGACCCUGCUGUUGAUGUUGUUCAGUGUUUGAUUCAAUUACCUAGGUCUAAGUUGUAUUUCUAUGUAUCAUUCUCUGCAAAUGCUUUGAAAGUAUGUCUUGGUCAUAGAUUAUCACUAAUUUAACCUUUUAAAUUUAAGCAAGAGAUAGAGAGAUUGAGGCUAUGGCAGAAAGUCAUGGAGGAUCAGCGACCAAGACUGGCCUGGAACAACAAACCUAUUGAGACAGAAAGAGAGAGGGAAAGAGAGAGGGAAAAAGAGAAAGAAAGGGAGAUGGAAAGGGAGAGAAAAGCAGAAUUGGAAAGACAAGAAAUGAAGAAGAAAGUGAAACAGGCAGAAGAAACGAUAAAAGUGUUAGAACGAGAGAUUGAGAGAUUGAAAGAGACUGAAAAGGAAAUCAUAUUUGAAAGAGAAAGAGACAUGCGUAUUGCAGAGAAUGAGAAAGUCAAACUGGUUAACGAAAAGGUGAAAGAGUUAGAGAGAGAGGUUGAGAGACUGAAAAAAGAUAUGACAACAAAAGAGAUGCAAUACAAAAUCAAAUUUGAAAGAGCGAAAGAAGCGUAUAGAAGACAGAAUGAGAGAGUGAAACAGGUUAACCAAAAUGUACUAGUGUUAGACAGAGAGGUUGCGAGAAUGAAAGAAGAGAUUAGAUUGAAAGACGAGACUGAACCAGAGAGAACAUUUGAUAGAGACAGAGAAAGAGAAAAUGAUUGGAGACGAAGUGAAGAGGAGAUGAAAAAUAGAGUGGAGAGAGAGAUGGAGAUGGAGACAGCCCUCAUCAAUGACAAAAAGACGUCUGAAUUGGAGGAAGUCUUCAAGAAAAUCAAGGAACAGCUGAUAGAAUUAGAAAAUAUGGAAACAGACAAAUAUAAAUGGAAACAGAACCAAAUGGACAUGAAGGAGAAGAUGGAGGGUGAGAACAACAAACAGAAAGAGAUAGAAAGAAAGAGAAUGGAGAAAAUACCAAAACAGAGACAACAAGAAGAUGAGAAGAAGAAGGAGAUGGAGAGAGAAGAAGAAGAGGAGAGACACAAACAGAAGCACAUAGAGAUGGAAGAGGAAGAAAGAGGGAGUGAAAAAGAGAAACAGAGAGAGAUCAAAAGGAAGAGAAUGGAGAAGAGACAGAAAAAUAUGGAAAGAGAAGAAGAGAGACAGAGAGAGAUUGAAAGAGAGAAUGAAGAAGAACGAUGUAAACAGAAGCAAAUUGACAUGGAGAAGGAGGAAAGAGAGAGGGAGAACAAUACACAGAGAGAGAUAGAAGAGAUACACAGAGGACAACAACAAGAGGAGAGACAAAAACAAAUGGAGAAGGAGAAAGAAAGGGAGAAAGACAAUGAGAAUCAGAGAGAGAUGGAAUUAAAAGAUCGGCAACAGAAAGAGAUGGAGAAAGAAAAGAUGAUCAUGAGAGAGAGGGAGGAAGCAGGAAGAAGAAAGGAGGGGCAGAAAAAUAUUUUGGGGGAAAUUGAGGGACAGAAUGAACUGGAGAUAGAACAGGAGAGAGAGAUGGAAGACAAGCAUGAAGUGAUUAAGGAAGCAGAGGAAGAGUACAGGGAAAGAGAAGAGAGAGCAAAGGAAGUAAGCAUGAAGAAACAUGUAGUAGUGAAUGUUAAAGCAAAAGCACGGGAAGUCUUCAAUAGACGUAAAGAGAGAAGGUUAGAAGUGUUGAAGGGGGAACGAGAACACAUAGAAAGAGGACAACAAAUCAGGAGGGAGAAGGAGGAAAGACGACUGGAGAUGGAAAGAAAACAGGAGAGGGCAAGACAACAAGAGGAGCAGGAUAAAAAACAAGAGAUUGAAAUUGCUAGACAGAAAGAAAUGUUCAGACUAAGAGAGGAGGAGAGGCAGAGAGAGGAAGAGAGAGAGGAGGAGAGAAAGAGAGCCGUUAAAGGCCAUUUAGCUUUAAUCAGAGAGAGAGAGAUAAUAGAGGCAAACAGAAGAGAGGAGAUGGUGGAAGAGGAAAGAAGGGAAUUCCUUGAAAAGCACAAGAGGGGUGACUUAGAGGAGGAGGAGGAAAAGGAAGAAGACAAGGAGGACAUUCUCCCACCUGAUAAAAGUAUCCGAAGGAGAGCUGUGGGCUGGAUAAAUAAGAAGUGGGAGAAGAGGAACCUCAAGAAGAUCGAGAGAACCUAUCAGAGAGAAGCUGAGGAGGGCUAUAAGAUCGUCCACAUAGCCAUCCCUGGACACACAAGGCUAACAGCCACUAUGACACGGGCAGAGAGAGAGAGGGAGAAGAGGAAGGAGCUGCUGAAGGCUGAGAAGAGAAGGAAGAAGAUGGAGGAUUUUAAUAAGCAGUGGAGAGAGCAGUCCCUGCUUAAAAAACAAACUCAUCAGAAACUGAAGGAGGAGAGGGGGAAGAUGAAGGGACAUUACCUGGAGCAGAUGAAUCUGGAGGCUGAUGCUCAAAUCAACACCCGGUGUCUAACCACCCAACACAGCCACGAUUAUCUGGAGACAACACAGCCCACUGGAUCUGGAGAUGACCACCAGGAAAGGCCAAGGAGGCAACAGGCAUGGGCAGAGAACCAGGAGGGGAGUUCAGAGAACCAGCAGGAGUGGCCAGAGAACCAACAGGGGGGGGGCAGAGAACCAACAGGGGGGGGGCAGAGAACCAACAGGGGGGGCCAGACAGCCAGCAGCUAG